AUGACUUCAGUAAUUAAUCCUAACCCUAAUAUUGAAACUAAUGAUUUUGAAGCAGACAACUUAAUUGAUACUCAACAAGAGAAAGUAACAAACAUUAGUCUUGAAUAUAAAUAUAAUAGUGACAAAAAUAACUUAAAAGAAAAAAAUGUAAGUAAUAUUGAAAAAAGAGAAAUAAUUAUAGAAGAUUCUUUUAAUGAAAAUAUAAAUAAAUACAAUCUGGACAUAAAUCAUAGAGAUAACGAUUACAGGAACAAUGAUAAAGGUGAUUUAAAAGUAGAAAAUGGAGAAAUAAUUAACAGUGGUAUAGUUAAUGAAAACAAUUACAAUAAUAACUAUAAUAUUGAAAACAAUGAAAAAGAUGAAUGUGAUAUAAUAACAGAAAAGAGAGAAGUGGUAGAUAAUUUAAAGUAUGUUGAAAAAGUAGAUACCAAAGAAUCAUCAACACCAUCAUUGAAACAGAAUGUUGGAAAAUUCAGCAAAUUAUUUCAAAAAACCAUUCAAAUCACUCAAAAUCCACAAGUUGAUACUUAUGAUGGGCAAAAAUCACCUACUAGCAUUUCUUCAUAUAGUUCAUCAGAUGACAAGAUAGAUUUUGAAUCAAGAACUUCAAAAUCUAGUUUUUCAUCCAUUUCAAUCAAUCAACUAACGGAUUUAUCCACGGAUAAUGAUGUUGAUUCUUUUGUACACAUCGAAGCUGGCACAAUUAAACAAAUGAUGGCUGCAUCUCUUGCUGAAAAUCCAGAGUUAAAUGAUAUAUCUUUGGAUGAUGAAAAUUAUACUCAAGAGUCAUCUAAAGAAUGGGGCUCGCAGGAGUGGAAUUUUCCCAAGGCUCACAAUUCAUUAAAAAAUUUUUCAUCACUAUUUAGCACAAUAUCAAAUGCUUCCUCCACAAUAACUUCUCCAAUUGCCGAUUCUCAUCAUAGGUCAAGUAUGUCCUCAGCAUCUAAUUAUGAUUUGUCGCAUGAAAGAGAAGAUCAGGCAUCGCAGGAAAUUUCUAAAGCCAAACGAGCCUCAUUACAAAGAAUUGCAGAAUUAAGACAUAGUUUUGAAAGAGCACAAAAUGAAGCUAAUGUGAAUGUACAAGAUGAUGAUGAUAUUGAUUGGGAAUUCUGGGGACAAAUUAUAUCUGAUUAUGAAAAUGUUUCAAGAACGCAAUCACAACAAUUAUCCAAAGCAAUCCAAAAAGGAAUUCCACGAGCAUUACGGGGUAUGAUAUGGCAAUUAAUGUCCAAGUCUAAAGAUGUUGAAUUGGAAUCCAAAUAUGCUCAAUUGCUCAAACAAUCAAGCCCUCAUGAAAAAAUGAUCAUAAAAGAUUUAAACAGAACCUUUCCAAAACAUGAGUUUUUUCAGGAUAAGGAUGGAGCAGGUCAAGAAGGUUUAUUCAAUAUUGUUAAAGCAUAUUCAAUUUACGAUCCUGAAGUUGGAUAUUGUCAAGGCAUUUCAUUUGUUAUGCCAGACGAAGAAGCAUUUUGUGUUCUUGUUAAAUUAAUGAAGCAUUACAAUAUGCGGUGUCACUUUUUACCAGGAAUGGAUGGUCUUCAACUUCGUCUUUUCCAGUUUGAUCAACUGGUUGAAGAAAUGCUUCCUAAAAUUCAUAAUCAUCUUUUGGCACAAGGAAUAAACUCAUCAAUGUAUGCAUCACAAUGGUUUAUGACGCUCUUUGCAUACAAAUUUCCAUUAUCAUUGGUGUUUCGAAUAUAUGAUACAAUUUUCACAGAAGGAAUCGAGGCUAUUUUUCGAUUCAGUAUUGCGUUAUUGAAAAGAAAUGAAAAAAAAAUUGUCGAAUUGAAUUUUGAACCUCUUUUAGAGUUUUUGAAAAAUGGAUUAUUUGAAAGUUAUCAGUUUACUCCUACCGGUGUAUUGGUACAAUUGAUAACUGAAACACAAUACAAAACUAAUGAAUUUGUUAAAGAUGCAUAUGAUAUUCAAAUCACAGCCGAGACACUUAAUAAACAUCUACAAGCACAUUAUGCACAUCAAGAAAAUGAGAGAAGAAGAUUAAUAAUAGAGGCAGGAACUGCUGAGAAAAUGCGAGCUAACAAUAUUCAUUUAUCCAACAAAGUCAAAAAUCUUGAAAACAGUUUACAAACACUUGAUCGUGAACAUGUUGAAUUAGCCAACGAUUUCAUCAGUACUAAGAUGGAACUUGCACAAUGCAGAGAUGAAAACGACAAUCUUUCUCAUCUGAUCAAAGACCUACGUAGAGGAUUGGUAGAUCAACCUAAAGAGAUUGAAAAUAAAUUACAAAAUCAAAUGGAUGGUUUAGUUAAAAAUAAUUUUGAUUUGAUAGAAAAGAAUAAUUCAUUGAAAGAUCAACUUGAAAAUUUAGAAAACAUGUUAACAGAGAUUAAGGUGAGGUAUGCAGAGAGUGAAAAUGAAAGAGAAACAUUGAAACAAAAAUGGAAUGAUUUGAAAAAAGCCUUGGGAUAA
Messenger RNA from Entrophospora sp. SA101, 2430 nucleotides. NCBI's taxonomy places the organism in Eukaryota, Fungi, Glomeromycota, Glomeromycetes, Entrophosporales, Entrophosporaceae. The record is from the annotation of a GenBank genome assembly.